AUAAUCUGUAUAUAUCUCUCCCCUCAUCAAAGAGAAACUUUAAAUCACAGUUAAUGUCUUGUUUGAGUCUAGGCAAUAAGCUUCCACCCCCUAAGAGGGCAUGGGAGAGCUUCACCUCCAAACUCCAAAGGAAGCUUCACAAGCUCAAGCAAUCCAAAGCCAUCAUCAAGAAAACCACAAGUCGUCUCAACACCACUCUAGCUGCCGUUCUCAAUCGCUCACCUUCAUUUCCUUCUCGCCUUCUUCAACGUGAGACCAAGAGGCGAGUGAUUGCUCGAUCAUCUGCCUCUACACUUCGUCGUCCUCAUAAGCAAUAUCACAAACAUCACAGCCGCAAACAGAAAUUCGCACCUGUGUAUGUGGAUGACCUGUUUACAACUGAACCCAUCUCAGUUCAGGCAUCAACAACUGUAACAACCACAGGUAAGGUCAUAGAGAAGUCCCCUGUAGAAUCCUCAAGUGAUAUUACAUAUGUUCCUCCCAAAGACUGUUCAGGGCAGGCUGUGAUGGAGGUGCCACAGCUGCAGGGAGUGGAUAAGAGAGCAGAGGAAUUCAUAGCAAAGUUUAAGGAGGAGAUGAGGCUUCAGAGGCAGAGAUCGUUUGGGGAAUACCAGGAGAUGCUGGCUCGGGGUUCGUAGCGAUCAAUAAUCAUCUUUUCUUUACAAAUUACAAUGCUUCUGUGAAGUUCUAGUUCGUAUAUUAAAAAUUCAGGGGAGGA
This is a messenger RNA of Telopea speciosissima, 718 nucleotides long. RefSeq lists its product as uncharacterized. Lineage: Eukaryota; Viridiplantae; Streptophyta; Magnoliopsida; Proteales; Proteaceae. Bases 54 to 638 code for a protein of 194 amino acids. The record is from RefSeq and is a predicted model, not a curated record. The transcript is spliced from 2 exons.